Pyrus x bretschneideri (Chinese white pear) is the source of this 1479-nucleotide messenger RNA. Its product is annotated as zinc finger protein CONSTANS-LIKE 5. Gene Ontology annotation, molecular function: protein binding; zinc ion binding. The coding region runs from base 96 to 1328 and encodes 410 amino acids. Gene Ontology annotation, cellular component: nucleus. The record is from RefSeq and is a predicted model, not a curated record. Gene Ontology annotation, biological process: regulation of flower development; regulation of photoperiodism, flowering. The transcript is spliced from 2 exons. Lineage: Eukaryota; Viridiplantae; Streptophyta; Magnoliopsida; Rosales; Rosaceae.
AGAACACACCUACGAUUCUACUCGCUUCUCUCUAACAGAAGUCACACGCCUUCGCUAACAAAGUUACUCCCUCCGACGUCGUUUUGAGGAUAUACAUGGGCCUCCAAGACCGGUGGACUGCCGCAGCUGUCGGCUUAGUCGACAAGUCCUGCGACUCCUGCAAGACCUCGGCGGCGGCCUUGUUCUGCCGAGCCCACUUGGCUUUUCUCUGCCUGGCCUGCGACUCCAGGAUCCACCCCGCCAACAAGCUCACCACACGCCACGAGCGAGUCUGGAUGUGUGGGGUCUGCGAGCAGGCCCCAGCCGCCGUCACCUGCAAGGCUGACGCCGCCGCUCUCUGCGUCAGCUGCGACGCCGACAUCCACUCGGCUAACCCCCUCGCCCGCCGCCACGAGCGGGUCCCGGUCGAGCCUUUUUACGACUCCGCCGAGUCUAUCAUCGUCAAGUCAACAACAACUGGCCCGUCAUCCGCCGCCGCGGCCCACAACUAUCUCGUCCCAAACGGCGACGUUGUAUUUAACAGUAAAGACAUUGAAAACGACGCCGCGUCGAGCUGGCUGAUCCCCAACCCGAAUUUCAACUCGAAGCUCCAUAUGGAUAUCACUCCGGACAUCCUAAAGUCCUCCGAUGAUCUCAUCUUCCCCGAAAUGGAUUCGCUGCUGGAGUUCGAUUACCCUACCUCAAUACACAAUAUUUCGGGUUCAGGUGCGAGUAAUGACAGCGUUGUUCCGGUUCAACCCGACCCGAUUCCACCGCCAUCGUUCAACAUGAACUACAACUUUUCGGGUCCCGCCGAUCACAACUGCUUCGACCUGGACUUUUGCAGAAGCAAGCUCUCUUCUUCCUUCAGCUAUCCGACUCAGUCCCUCAGUCAAAGCGUUUCGUCCUCUUCCUUAGAUGCCGGAGUUGUUCCCGAUGGAAACUCCCUCUCCGAUAUACCGUAUCUCUUCGGCCGAAACACCAGCAGCAACGGUUCGGAACCGGGAGAUAUAUCCUACUCUUUCGGCCCAAAAGCCAGCAACAAGGUUUCGGAAACCGACGUACCGGUCUCGGCAACUCCUGCGAGUCAACCAGCGACUCAGCUCUGCGGACUGGACAGGGAGGCUAGGGUAUUGAGAUACAGAGAGAAGAGGAAGAACCGCAAGUUCCAGAAAACAAUCCGAUAUGCUUCGCGGAAAGCGUAUGCCGAAACUCGUCCGAGGAUCAAGGGCCGGUUCGCGAAACGCAACAAAACCGAAACCGAGACCGAGGUGGGGGAUCGCAUCUAUUGCUCCGGGCCGGGCAUUUAUAUUCCGGACCCACAAUUCGGCGUCGUUCCGACGUUUUGACAAUUGGGGAUUAUCUAUUUUAUUUUAGAGUGUGGUGUAAUGAUUGGUCAGCCGUGAUUUAUCGUUUUCGUUUUUUAACUUUUGAAUGUUUUCAUCCGUCUUUGUAAGUCUCUUUCAUUUAAAUUUGAUGCAAGUCAGUAAAGUCCCUCUC